Messenger RNA from Solanum lycopersicum (tomato), 1266 nucleotides. Its product is annotated as phosphoenolpyruvate carboxylase kinase 2. Gene Ontology annotation, biological process: intracellular signal transduction; peptidyl-serine phosphorylation; protein autophosphorylation. Gene Ontology annotation, molecular function: calmodulin binding; ATP binding; calcium/calmodulin-dependent protein kinase activity. Lineage: Eukaryota; Viridiplantae; Streptophyta; Magnoliopsida; Solanales; Solanaceae. The record is from RefSeq and is a predicted model, not a curated record. Gene Ontology annotation, cellular component: cytoplasm; nucleus.
CUUAUUUCAUUCUAUUAAAACCCCAAAAUUAAAAAAAAAAAAAAACAGAUCAAAGCCUUUGAAAAAAUGUUUAAAACUUUGAAAAACGAUUUUCAAAUUUGCGAAGAAAUCGGCCGUGGGAGAUUCGGUACCGUCUACCGCUGCUUUUCUCCGGCGACCGGAGAAUCCUACGCCUGUAAAUCUAUCGACAAAAACCUCCUCAUUGAUUCCACCGACCGUGAAUGUCUCGAUAAAGAACCCAAAAUUCUUCAACUUCUUUCAGGUAACCCCAACAUUCUUCAUCUUUAUAAGGUUUACGAAGAUGACGAUUUCCUUCAUAUGGUAACCGAUUUCUGCCCGAAUAGUGAUUUAUAUGAAAGGGUUUCAUCUGGGUCGUUGUCAGAAUCGGCUGCCGCGGCUAUUCUGAUUCAAUUGGUUUCUGCGAUUAGCUAUUGUCAUCAUAUGGGUGUAGCUCAUCGUGACAUUAAGCCGGAUAAUGUGUUGUUUGAUUCUGAGAAUAGAUUGAAGCUUGCUGAUUUUGGAUCUGCGGAGUGGUUUGCUGGUUGUGAUGGGAGGAAGAUGAAUGGGGUUGUGGGUACGCCGUAUUACGUUGCGCCGGAGGUUUUAAUGGGGAAAGAGUAUAAUGAGAAAGUUGAUGUGUGGAGUUUGGGGGUUAUUUUGUAUAUUAUGCUUUCUGGGGUUCCUCCUUUUUACGGUGAAACGCCGACUGAAACUUUUCAAGCUGUUCUCAGAGGGAAUCUGAGGUUUCCGACGAGGAAUUUCCGGUCAGUUUCGCCUGAAGCGAAAGAUUUGUUGAGGAAGAUGAUAUGUAAAGAUGUUUCCAGAAGAUUUUCAGCUGAACAAGUAUUGAGACAUCCAUGGGUGCUUAAUGGAGGAGAAACAAGAUCAAUGGUUGAUUGAACUUGAACAAGAUACUAAUAAAUACUAGUAGCAGUACAAAUUUUGAUGAUAAAAAAGCUUCUUCUAAUGUGUUUGUUUGUGUAUAUUGCACCAAAAAAAUAAAAAUAAAAUUAUGGUUUGUUAUGUUGUGGAGAAGAAUCUUGUAGAUGAUAAUGAAUCUCCUACUUUAUAUUAUAAUAUAACAAGAAGAAAAAAAAUUUCAGGCUAUAUAAAAAGAUCCAAGCUUACCCCACCUUUAUAUUUAUUAUUAUUAUUUUUAAUUAUAAAGGGUUGAGGGAGAGAGGGAUAUAUGUAUGUUUUGGUGCUGUAUCAAAGUUUUGUUGUUGAGUUUACUAUGUAAUAAAAAAAAUUUCUACUUUUGUUAUA